Molecule: messenger RNA, 1547 nt
Organism: Lathyrus oleraceus (garden pea)
Lineage: Eukaryota; Viridiplantae; Streptophyta; Magnoliopsida; Fabales; Fabaceae
Product: F-box protein At1g67340
Exons: 3
Coding region: 133-1275 (380 amino acids)
Molecular function (GO): protein binding
Source: RefSeq, a predicted model, not a curated record
UGUCGUUGCUCUUGUUGUUUUCUGGUGUCAACAUUACCCUCUUAUAUAUAUAACCCUUUGCUUCAUUAAUUUUCCCAUUUCUUUUAUCUCUCAAACAAGAGAGAAAAAUAUAGAGAGAUAUAAUCUGGAAAUAUGAGAACAAGAAGAGGCUCUUGUUAUCUAGAACCUGAAACAGUGAUGUGUUCCUUUGGGAAGAGAAAGAAGGACAUGCAUAUUUCCAAGGAAACUAUUUUUUGUGGAAAGAGACCAAAGAAAUGUUUUGAGAAAGCUUCAUCGGAAUAUGAUUUCUUCGAGGCUUUGCCAGAUGAUAUUGUUAUUUCUAUCUUCUGCAGGCUAAGUUCUACAGCCACUUCACCUUCCGAUUUUGUAACCGUUUUAUCAACGUGUAAAAGAUUCAAAAGAUUAGCACUUCAUUCUCUUGUGUUAUCAAAAGCUUCUCCAAGAACUUUCUGCAUCAGAGCGAAAAACUGGUGCGAAUCGGCACAAAGAUUUCUUAAACAGUGUGCUGAGGCAGGGAAUGUUGAAGCCUGUUAUACCUUGGGAAUGAUUCGGUUUUACUGUUUGCAAAACAGAGGGAGCGGUGCUUCGCUUAUGGCGAAAGCUGCGAUGAACUCUCACGCGCGUGCACUUUACUCGCUUGCGGUUAUACAGUUUAACGGGAGCGGCGGUACCAAAAGUGAUAAGGACCUCCGUGCCGGCGUUGCUCUCUGCGCCAGAGCGGCUUUUCUCGGCCAUAUCGACGCGCUCCGUGAGCUUGGACACUGUUUACAAGACGGUUACGGUGUGAAACAGAAUAUCUCCGAGGGGAGGCGGUUUCUUAUUCAGGCUAACGCACGUGAACUCGCCGGCGUCCUGUCCACCGACGCCGCCGCGCGUCAGUUAGUUAACGCCAAUCUUCAAUCUCAACUCCGAAACGUCGCGGUGUCUGGAUGUCCACUUUUGAGCGAUUUUGGAUGUAAUGUUCCGGCGCCGGAGCCGCAUCCGUCGAGUAAGUUUAUGUCGGAGUGGUUUUCCGUUCGCGGCGGAUCGAACGGUUCGGGUUUGAGGCUCUGUUCGCACGCGAGUUGUGGGAGGCCGGAGACGCGGAAGCACGAGUUUCGAAGGUGUUCGGUUUGUGGUGCGGUGAAUUAUUGCUCGCGUGCGUGUCAAGCGCUUGACUGGAAGUUCCGUCAUAAGGCGGAGUGUGCUCCGGUGGAGCGGUGGCUUGAUGAGGAUGGUGAAGACGACGGCGAAGAUGACGGCGACCGUGAGGUGAUGGUUAUGGAGGAUAGUUAGACAAUUUUUCCGAGAGUAUUAUGGUUAUGGUAACUGUAACGGAAGAUAAUUCACAGAGUUGUAACGGCGAAAUGAAUCAAUUUUUUUUGGAGGUGUCUGAGUAUUUGGCCGUAUCAAAAAGUAGACUUUGUAUACGUACAGUACAAUCGUACAUUGGUACGUGUCUUACUUUUUAUUGUAUAGUGGGAAAAUUCUCCUAAAAAAUGAAAAAGGGUGGAUUUUUCUUUUUCUUUUUCUUUUUCUUUCCUAUGAAAAAGUGGCAUUCACAUAAA